Molecule: messenger RNA, 1795 nt
Organism: Microplitis demolitor
Lineage: Eukaryota; Metazoa; Arthropoda; Insecta; Hymenoptera; Braconidae
Product: outer mitochondrial transmembrane helix translocase
Exons: 6
Coding region: 400-1542 (380 amino acids)
Cellular component (GO): mitochondrial outer membrane
Molecular function (GO): ATP hydrolysis activity; ATP binding
Source: RefSeq, a predicted model, not a curated record
AAACGACUUUACACAAGCUCUACGAUUUCUUACCAAGUGUACAUCGCAUUAUACUCAUGUUAAAGUUAAAAAAUUUCAAUUAAUUAUUUUAUACUAUCAUUUAAAUACCCACUAAUGAUGAUAGUUUUUAUUAACACAUUUUUAUAACAUACUAAUUAUACUUAAGAAAUAAUAUUAAAUUCAGUGAAAGUCUUAACGUUAAUAAAUAAAAAAAUAAAUUCUUUAUCUACCGGUCUGUGAUUCCCACCAUUGUGUAUAAAACUCAAUGCUUCAAUUGAUACGUUAUAAUAAUCACAUGUUUAAUCAACUUACUGUAAAAUCAAUAUUAGUAUAUAAAACUAAUCAUUAAAUAAUUUAAAAUUUUUUUAAAAUACCUGUACAAGUGAUUAUAAUAAUAAAAUGAGUCUAGCUGACGGUGGAGGGUUAAGUCGUUACGAAAUAUUUUCAAUAGUUGCAAGAUUAACUUUAGUUACUGCAGUAGGUUUUUUUAGUAUGAGAUGGUUUAUAAGUCAAAUAGAUCCUAUGGCAAAAACUAAAAGAAAAGCCAAAGAAAAGGCUAAAGAACAGUUGAAAAAAUUAGCUAAAACAAGUGGAGUUAGUUUGUCAAUAGAUACAAAUCAAUUAACUGAAUAUGAAAUGAUGAUUGCAACUCAUCUUAUCGACCCCAAAGAUAUUCCAGUAUCAUGGAAUAAUAUUGCUGGACUUGAUUCAAUUAUUCAAGAGCUCAAAGAAACUGUAAUACUUCCAAUCAGAAGAAAAGAAUUAUUUGAAGAUUCAAAAUUGACACAAGCACCUAAGGGUGUACUUUUACAUGGGCCACCUGGAUGUGGAAAAACAAUGAUUGCUAAAGCAACAGCACGUGAAAGUGGCACUUGUUUUAUAAAUUUAGAUGUAAGCAUGCUUACUGACAAAUGGUAUGGAGAAAGCCAAAAAUUAACUAAUGCUGUAUUUUCUUUAGCUGUUAAGUUACAACCGUGUAUAAUUUUUAUUGAUGAAAUUGAUUCAUUUCUGCGAGUCCGUAAUUCUCAAGAUCAUGAAGCAACUGCUAUGAUGAAAGCACAGUUUAUGUCAUUAUGGGAUGGAUUAAUAACUGAUCCUUCGUGUACUGUAAUUAUUAUGGGAGCAACUAAUCGACCACAAGACUUGGACCGUGCUAUACUUAGACGAAUGCCCGCAACCUUUCACGUUGGUCUACCAACUGAAGAACAACGUACAGAAGUGCUAAGACUUAUUUUAAGAGCUGAACCUACUGAUGAAGAUGUAGAUAUACAAACAUUAUCUAAAUUAACAGAAGGAUUUUCUGGUUCUGACUUACAUGAAAUGUGUCGAACUGCAUCAUUAUAUCGAGUUCGUGAUUAUUCACGCGAUCAUCCCAACUCACUAUCAGAAAUGUUGGCCAAUACUAAUAGCAAUGAUGAAGAAUAUCACGAUACAUUGCGACCAAUAAUGCACGAAGAUUUAGUUACUGCGUUUAAAAAAAUGAGAAUGUCGAAAGUACAAACAGGUAGCUUAAAUAGUAUGGCUAGAUUAGAUUUAGACUAAAUACUUUAAUCUAUUAUAAUAAAAACGUUUAAAAAAAUGUUUAAAACUUUAAAUAUACUAUUGUAAAAAUUUUUAAACAUUUUUGUUCUUUUUUUUUUUAUAUAUAUAUACAUGUUUGAAUGCAUCAUUUUUUUUACUUAUGACAUUAAUUGUUUUUUUCUGCAAAUAACUAAGAUAUCUACACUUACCAAUCAAUUAUUAACAAUUCAGAUUGUUAUUCGAUUGUAAAUUAAGGUCGUAAAAAAACUACGUA